UGUGAUAGUACUACCACUACCAGUCCACAGUGUGUGACAGAUUGGUGCAGACUUCCACUCAGUCUGGGGCGCGGUAGGGGCCAGCAGAAUGCCAGCGAACAAAAAUCAACUUCAAGGCGAUCAGGACUGGCCUAAAUUUCAGCUGAAUGCUUCCCGAUUUAAUCAGGAUAACUUCUUUGGAAGAUAUCGUCAUUUCUUGGAUGUCAUCGAUCCAAGAACCCUCUUUGUCUCCAAGAAGCAACUCGGCGAUGCAGUGACACUCCUAGACCAGUUCAAGAGUGAAAGUUUGCCAGAAGGCAUCACAAAUAAGCAGCUAUGGGAAGCCCAGAAGAUCAAACAGGCAAUUAUCCAUCCGGACACGGGCCAGAAAAUCUUCAUGCCAUUCCGAAUGUCAGGGUUUGUACCGUUCGGUACUCCCACCGUCGUUGGAAUGCUGCUCCCAAACCCAACUCUAGCCUCAACAAUCUUCUGGCAGUGGUUAAAUCAGAGCCAUAAUGCAUGCUUCAACUACGCAAACCGGAAUGCCACAAAGAUGACAUCUACCAGUCGGUUUGUGGUGGGCUACGUAGGAGCUGUUACCAGUGCUUGUACCAUAGCAGGAGGUUUGAGUUUACUACUAAAGCGAGCCACGUCCUUUAGUCCCACUACAAGAAUGGUUGUCCAGAGAUUUGUCCCGUUUCCAGCAGUCGCUACAGCUAAUGUGUGCAAUGUGACCCUGAUGAGGUUCUCAGAGUUAUCCGAAGGGAUCAAUGUUACAGACUCACAGGGGAACGUUGUGGGCAGCUCAAAGAUUGCAGCCAAAAUGGCUUUAACGGAAACUGCUGUGACAAGAAUAUUCAUGCCGGCUCCAAUCCUACUGAUUCCACCAGUUGUAAUGACGUUUAUAGAAAACAAGACUAAUUUUUUGAAGCGUUUUCCAAGGAUGCAUCUCCCGCUUCAGAUUGUAGUGUGCACUGCUACAUUUGCCUUCGCUCUCCCUUUAGCCAUCAGUCUCUUCCCACAGUUCUCAAAGGUUGCUACAUCGAAGCUUGAACCAAACAUCCAAGCAGCCACAUCUGAAGACACGGUUAGCUAUAACAAAGGCCUAUAAAAAGCUUUAAGCCAAUGAUGUCCCUGGACUACUGUUCCCUUCUCUCUGGGUGGUCUUAAGAAGGUUCUUCAUUGGUCCAACCAUUUCAACACAGAAAGCCCAUGGGGCUCCACCGUCCCACCAUGGGUUUUCCUUCCAAGAAUGCGCAAGGAUGAAGAAACUGUUGCUACAGAUACUUUUCAUCAAUGAAGCACCCAAAGACAACGGCAUAAAAUGGGGAAGAUGCAACAUGCACAUCAAUUUGACUUGUAUUUGGUUAAUGUACUUAUCCGCAAUCUUCCAACUGACAUUUCUCUAGAAAGUAUCAAUUCCUAUUCCCCUUUCUAGAGAUAUGUAUCUUUAUGUGAUUUUUAAAUCUAUUUUUGUAUUACUGAUGAUGCGUAUAUAAUCUUGGUUAUGAUUAUGUUUUCAUACUUUGUAAAUUGUGAAUGGCCCAUAGUAUUUUUGAUUACAAUAUUAGCAUUAGGGGCUAAAAAGUAUUUCCAUAAGAUAAAAAGUGUAAUGUAAGGCUUGAUUCAAAACUGGUGUAAACAAUGCUGCCCUUUGAUCUACUUCUCUAGCACUGAAAAUACUGUUCCUAAAAGCUCAAACCAAUAUAUAACUCUAGGAAAUGCCACCAUUUUAAAGAAAACAGUUUGUACAGCUAAUUCAGUUUCUCAACUAUGCAGUGGACACUAUUGGUAAUUACUCAAAAUAAUUAUUGGCACAAAACCUUUCUUGAUUACGAGUAAUGGGGA
Molecule: messenger RNA, 1827 nt
Organism: Asterias rubens (European starfish)
Lineage: Eukaryota; Metazoa; Echinodermata; Asteroidea; Forcipulatida; Asteriidae
Product: sideroflexin-5-like
Exons: 13
Coding region: 89-1090 (333 amino acids)
Biological process (GO): mitochondrial transmembrane transport; monoatomic ion transport
Cellular component (GO): mitochondrial inner membrane
Molecular function (GO): monoatomic ion transmembrane transporter activity
Source: RefSeq, a predicted model, not a curated record